This is a messenger RNA of Scatophagus argus, 1823 nucleotides long. RefSeq names its product GDP-L-fucose synthase-like. Gene Ontology annotation, biological process: nucleotide-sugar biosynthetic process. Gene Ontology annotation, molecular function: GDP-L-fucose synthase activity. The transcript is spliced from 10 exons. The record is from RefSeq and is a predicted model, not a curated record. NCBI's taxonomy places the organism in Eukaryota, Metazoa, Chordata, Actinopteri, Scatophagidae. Bases 337 to 1314 code for a protein of 325 amino acids.
GUGUUUGUUUAGCUCAAAGUCGUUCAUCGCGCCAGCCCGUCCCGCGCGGGCAGCGGAAACACUGUCAUACGACUUAGUGACGAUAUAGUUGCCACAUUCAGCUUUAGUUGUCUUAAAACUAUGUUAAUGUAACACUCCCUGAAAGGAAUGAACGUGAUAGCGGUUACCUGCUAGCUUACAUCAACUUUGGCUAAUCACGUUAGCGUGUCGCGCUGGCUUUGCACAGUGCUGCACAGACUGGUCACCUGUAAUGACCGGCGGGUACCAACAGACACGGUGGUUUGGGGAUGCCGUUAUAACACAUUGCUCGAAAAUACGCCAUCUAAGUUAGCUACAAUGAGCUGUCAGGGUGAUCACACAGCUCCACUGAGGGUGUUGGUGACAGGAGGGUCGGGCCUGGUGGGCAGGGCCAUACAGCAUGUGGUCAAAGAGGAGGGGGGAGCCAAGGAGGGCGAAGAAUGGAUCUUCCUCUCCUCCAAAGAAGCCAAUCUCAUGAACAUGGAGGAGACGCGGGCGGUGUUUGAAAAACAUCGGCCAACCCACGUCAUUCAUCUGGCUGCUAUGGUUGGAGGGCUUUUCAAGAACAUGAAGUACAACCUGGACUUUUGGCGAAACAAUAUCUACAUCAAUGAUAACGUGCUGCAGGCAGCACAUGAAGUUGGUGCUGUCAAGGUUGUUUCCUGCUUGUCCACGUGCAUCUUUCCCGAUAAGACCACCUACCCCAUUGAUGAGACCAUGAUCCAUAACGGCCCCCCGCAUGAGUCGAACUUCGGUUACGCCUACGCGAAGAGGAUGAUUGAUGUGCAUAACAGGGCGUACUUCCAGCAGCACGGGCAUUGCUUUACAUCUGUGAUUCCCACUAAUGUCUUCGGUCCCCAUGACAACUUUAGCAUUGAGGACGGACACGUGCUGCCAGGACUCAUACACAAAGUGUACAUUGCUCAUAAGGAGGAGAAGCCCCUGGUGGUCUGGGGCUCCGGCACUCCCAGAAGACAGUUCAUUUACUCUUUGGACCUGGCUCGUCUCUUCCUCUGGGUCUUGAGAGAGUAUUCAGAGGUCGAUCCAAUCAUUCUCUCUGUUGGAGAGGAAGAUGAAGUGUCCAUCAGAGAAGCGGCAGAAGCAGUUGUCCAAGCGCUGGACUUUAAAGGAGAAGUGGUGUUUGACACCAGUAAAUCAGAUGGCCAGUUCAAAAAGACAGCAAGCAAUGCGAAGCUGCGCCGCUACCUGCCAGACUUCACCUUCACACCCUUCAAACAAGCUUUAAAGGAAACCUGCGAUUGGUUUGUUGCCAACUAUGACUCAGCCCGGAAGUGAAACCUCUGCUGAACAAGUCCAUUCUGUUAGAGGAGGAGGUGGUGGUGAGGGCGGAGGUAGAGAACAAGACGUUUCUGCACCAACUGAAUGAAGUCUGUUUGAUUCGGUCGCUCAGUGAGCUGGACUGAACUUCUUGCUUUGAAUUCAAGUCUGCAACAUCACCCAGUGUGAUGAAGACUUGUUUCUCCUUAGACAUACUGUAAAUGUAGCCACUGUAUUCUACUGCCUGCAUGUAGACUUUCUUUCACUGUUGUAGUGUUAUUUGAAGAGGUCAAUUAACAAUUCAAUCUUAAAAACCCCGGUGCUGGCACGAUUUGAUAAUGGUGUGGUUCAGAUCUUUUCCAGCACUUCGAACAUUUCACACCAAAUUACCUCCAUUCUUGAAGGGUUUGGGGCUUGAAGUUAAAAUGGAUCUGAUCUUGAUUCACUUAUUUAAUGAACAAAAAGACUGUUAUUAUACGUGCUGUUUAACUGGUGGCACUGAGCAAAAUAAAUGUUUUAUACCUGCA